Choloepus didactylus (southern two-toed sloth) is the source of this 1632-nucleotide messenger RNA. RefSeq names its product EZH inhibitory protein-like. The coding region runs from base 1 to 1632 and encodes 543 amino acids. The transcript has a single exon. The record is from RefSeq and is a predicted model, not a curated record. Gene Ontology annotation, cellular component: nucleus. NCBI's taxonomy places the organism in Eukaryota, Metazoa, Chordata, Mammalia, Pilosa, Megalonychidae.
AUGUCCACGCAGUCAUACCGGGAGAAAGACCAGAAGAAGGAGCAAUUUGAAUCCACCCAGGGUAAAAUGCCCAGAGGGCCGAAGAACAAGGUCGGCCCUGCCUGUGUGGAGACCAGCAGCUCAGAUCUUGUUGCCCAGGUUCCCGCAGAAUCAAGCGACGGGUCUCCAUCUGGCCCCCUCCACAACAGCACAGAAGGUUCCUCCACUGCUGCUGCGGAUUCGAUCAUAGUUGAGAACCCCGGGAUGCCUUCCAAGGGCUGUGUGCAGACGAAAAGGCGUUCCGACCUCCUAGGCAGCCAGAGUUCUCCUGCAAACCUUAGAUGUGCAGUGGCCGAGACCAGCCAGGAUACUGUGCGCGAGGGCAGAAAAGCCACCAUGGGGAAACCCACAAGGGGCAUUGGCCAGAUCAGGGGGCAUCCGAACCAGAUCAAGAGCCCAGGGAACAACCGUGGCAAGAAGUACCCGUACCGCGGAGAGCCUGCCCAGAGUCAGAAGCCUCUAAGUCCUCUGUUAAGUUCUCAGGCUUCUAUGCGGAGUCAUACAUCCCGCCAAGCGCCUGCACUCGAAGGCCAGGCCGCACCAACAGGCCCUGCUCUUCGCAGCCGUGCAUCCAGGCCAGGCCCGGCCCUCCGCAGCCGUGCCACGCCGCCGGGCCCCGCUCUCCGCAGCCGCACAUCCAGGCCGGGCCCGGCUCGCCGCAGCCGCGCAUCCAGGCCGGGCCCCGCUCCCCGCAGCCGCGCAUCCAGGCGGGGCCCGGCCCUCCGCAGCCGCGCCACCCCGCCGGGCCCCUCUCUCCGCAGCCGCGCCACGCAGCCGGGUCCCGGUUUCCGCAGCCGCGCCACCCCGCCGGGCCCUGCUCUCGGCACCCGCGCAUCCAGGCCAGGCCUUGCCCUCCCGAGCCACGCCGCUCCCUCGGGCCCAGCUCUCCGCAGCCGCGCCACGCCGCCGGGCCCAGCUCUCCGCAGCCGCGCAUCCAGUCCAAAUCCUGCUCUCCGCAGCCGCGCCACGCCGCCGGGCCCGGCUCUCCGCAGCCGCGCAUCCAGUCCAAAUCCUGCUCUCCGCAGCCGCGCCACCCCGCCGGGCCCGGCUCUCCGCAGCCGCGCAUCCAGGCGAAGCCCUACUCUCUGCAGCCGCGCCACCCCGCCAGGCCGUGCUCGCAGGAGCCGAGCCACCACACCAGGUCCUGUUGUCCGUAGCCGUGCCAAGCAGCGAAGAUCAGCCCUCCGCAAGCGCCCCUCUCUGCCUGGGCCUACUGGCCGGAGUCUUGCUUCCACGCCCGGAAGCCUUGUCUUCGGGAGCCGCCCAAGUUCCCCUGAUCCGGAGGCUCCACGCCUUGCCUCCCAGCCAGGUCGUGCGCUCCGCAUGCGUGCCUCCUCACCCUCGCCUCCGGGCAGGUUUUUUUUUCCUUUCUUUGGGCAACGUGGUGAGAGUGUGUCCUCCUCCUCUCCUGGGUCUCCUAGCCAAGACCGCUCCUCCUCUCCCUCUGGGUUUUCUGACUGGAGCGCCUCUUCGUCUUCCCCUUCCCCUGGGUUUUUGGGCCUGAAUUCCAUCUCUACUCCUAGUCCUGCUAGCCUUAGGCGCGUCUUACUGCCUGAGCUUGAUUCCCUGAGCCCUGCUUUUCCAGCAGAGUAG